Messenger RNA from Eupeodes corollae, 15753 nucleotides. It is a transcript of the gene mask, whose product is annotated as ankyrin repeat and KH domain-containing protein mask. Gene Ontology annotation, molecular function: protein binding; RNA binding. NCBI's taxonomy places the organism in Eukaryota, Metazoa, Arthropoda, Insecta, Diptera, Syrphidae. Gene Ontology annotation, biological process: innate immune response. The record is from RefSeq and is a predicted model, not a curated record. The transcript is spliced from 18 exons. Gene Ontology annotation, cellular component: cytoplasm. The coding region runs from base 366 to 13103 and encodes 4245 amino acids.
AAAAAAUACAUGAUGGCGAACCUGACUCGAGUAAAAAAUGACGGACACGAAGUCGCUGUAAUAAAUUUUAAUAAAUAUUACGGUUUAAUUUAAUCGGUAACUAAUCGAAAAUACAAGAAAAUUAUUAACCUAAACUUUCUAAAUUCGUUGAUCGUAUUGAAAAUUCCAUACGCCAUCCGCAAAUACCCUUAAAUUCAAUUUGAAAACUUCAAAUUUUUCCCUUUAAUUUUUUCAUUCUUCUAUCAUUCUUCUCUCAAUUAAAAAUUUCUUCAAAUAAAAUCAUAAAAGAAAAAAAAAUAAAGUGAAAAAAGUGAAAUAGAAUUAUAAAAAAAGAGCAGAGAAAAAGAGAGAAAGAGAGAAAAAAAAUGAAUAAUGAAUCUGAUAAAAAAACCGAUUUAAAUGUGUUUAAAUGUGGUGGUAAUUCAACAACAACCAAUACAUCCAUCCCUGUCAUUGGUGAAAAUUCACCAACAGCAAUACCAACACUAUCAGCAGCAGCAGCAACAACAACAACAGCAUUAACUGCGCCAACAACGGUGACUGUAACUUCAACGGCAACACCAACAACAACGACAACGACAAAGUCGUCGUCAAACAAAAAAUCGCAGCCAUCGUCAUCGUCGUCGUUGUUAUCAAAAAAGAAGAACAACAACACCAUCGAAAGAAUGACGAAAAAGUCGUGCAAAAAUUCAGCAGUAGGGGGCGCUAGCAGCACUAGCUCUUCAACUGCAUUAAACAGUAACAGUAAUAAUAAUAGCAACAACAAUAAUCAACAAAACAAUAAAAAUUUCAACAAAAAUUAUUUGAAAAAUCAAAAGAAUAGUGAUAGUUGUGUUAGUAGCAGUAAUAGUAGUAUUAACACCAACACUUCUAUAAUACCUGCAACAGCAACAUUAACAUCAACAUCAUCUACAACCUGCACUACAGCUACGGCUAUGGCUAUGGCUAAUGCUACGGCAACGCCAAUGGCAACGGCAACGCCGCCAGGAACAGUGGCAGUAGAUAGUUGCGGUAGUAGUGGUGGUAAUGGUAAUAGUAGUGGUGUAAGUAUGAUUGGUGGCAGUAUAUGUAGUAGUAGUAAUAUAAAUAAAAGUGGUGGUGCAAAUUCAAAUGCAAAUGCAAAUGGCAAAAAUGUGUCCAACUCCAACUUUAAAUUGGCGACGACCACGACCCCGAAUUCGAAUCCGAACCCUACGACGACGGCGAUUACAUCGUCUUUGGGUUUAGCUUCAGCUUCAGCUUUGCCAUCAUCAUCAUCAUCCUCCUCUUCCCUGACCAUAAUGGCUGCCGUUGCAGCUGGGAAUGAUCCCUGUGCCGCUGCAUCCUCCCACACUGUACCAUCUUCAACUUCAACAACAUCACCUGCUUCUUCGAUGUCGAUUGUUUCUUCAGCGAAAACUAACAAUAAUUUGGUAGCGAGUAGUAAGAAGUCGACAACUAAUCGACAGCAGAAACAACACCACCAGCCUGACCAACAACAGCAACAACAUCAACCGCCACCACCACCUUUACCUAAGCAACAACACCAACAAACGUCGACGGACAUUUGCGGAGGUUGCGUGAGUAUUGGUGUUGGUGGCGGCGGCGGCGGUGGCGACGAUGUUGAGAAUGCAUCAGCAGUAACAGACCCAACUAAAUCUGGAGGAGAUUGCAAUGCAUCAUCAUCAUCACCAGUAGUACCAGUUCAAGUUCCAGCUGCUGCCGCAGCAGCAGCAGCACUAUCAUCAUCAGCAACUACUACCACCGUAGUCACCCAACAACAGCAACAACAACAACAAACUACAACCUCAUCAUCAUCAUCUAUUCAGCCGCAGAAUUCGUCAUGUUCGGCUUCAUCUUCGAUAUCAUCAAACUCUUCGUUAUCUUCGCCAUCAGUUGGAAUUGUUAAUGCAAUAUCAACGGCAUUGCAGAAUAUUAACAUUAUCACAAGUGAUAAUUCCGAUACCGAUACUGAAGUACUUCCUCAAACAACUGAAGGAUAUCCUCAAACAAGAGUCACCGAUUUGUCUGAAUCCGAUGAGGAAUCAGUUUCAGAGGACGAUAUUCCAGAAUCAGAUCCAGAAAGUUGUGGCAAUGAUGGUGAUGGGAAUGACGAUGAAGACGAUGGUGACGAUGAGGAAGAAGACGAGGACGACGAAUUGCAAGAUCCCAAUGAAGUCGGUGGCAAUUUCCUCUUAGAUACGGCAACAGAUCCUAGGGGAAAUCUUACAGCACUUUUUGAAGCAGCAGCCAAUGAAAAGGCUCCGGUUUUAAGACACGCAACCCAUGCUAUCGAUGAGACUAAACAAGCUCUUACUAAAAUGAGAUGUGCAAGUAGUCCAAGGGAUAAAACAAUUUUCUCGCGUACUCUAAUUGCUGCGUGCAAUGAUAACGACGUUAACACCGUACGAAGACUUUUGGGCAAAGGAAAUAUCAAUAUUAAUGAAUCCACUGAUGAUGGAGAAUCUCUGCUCUCAAUGGCUUGUUCAGCUGGUUAUUAUGAACUUGCUCAGGUUCUAUUGGCAAUGUCAGCUGCGCAAGUAGAGGAUAAAGGGCAGAAGGAUUGUACACCUCUAAUGGAAGCAGCUUCGGCUGGUCAUCUUGAUAUUGUUAAACUUUUGCUUAGCCAUAAUGCUGAUGUUAAUGCUCAUUGUGCCACAGGUAAUACGCCACUGAUGUUUGCAUGUGCCGGUGGCCAUUGCGAUGUGGUAAAAGAGCUACUUAAACAUGGGGCAAAUGUUGAAGAACAAAACGAAAAUGGCCAUACACCAUUAAUGGAAGCAGCAUCAGCUGGGCAUGUUGAAGUUGCCAAGGUCCUUCUCGAACAUGGGGCAGGAAUAAACACCCAUUCGAAUGAGUUCAAGGAAAGUGCUCUUACUUUGGCCUGCUAUAAGGGCCACUUGAAUAUGGUCCGAUUUCUAUUGCAAGCUGGAGCAGAUCAAGAACACAAGACAGACGAGAUGCACACAGCUCUGAUGGAAGCCUCAAUGGAUGGUCAUGUGGAGGUGGCACGUUUACUGCUCGAUUCGGGAGCACAGGUUAACAUGCCAACCGAUUCAUUUGAAUCACCUCUUACAUUGGCCGCUUGUGGCGGUCACGUUGAAUUGGCAACUUUACUCAUUGAACGUGGGGCUAAUAUUGAAGAGGUAAAUGAUGAAGGCUACACACCCCUUAUGGAAGCAGCAAGAGAAGGCCAUGAGGAAAUGGUGGCACUUCUGCUUAACAAGGGAGCCAACAUCAACGCAACAACUGAGGAAACGCAAGAGACUGCUCUAACGCUAGCAUGCUGUGGUGGUUUUAUGGAAGUGGCUGAGUUUCUUAUUAAAGAAGGCGCCAAUUUGGAAUUGGGCGCAUCAACUCCUCUGAUGGAAGCUGCCCAAGAAGGGCACACUGACCUGGUUCGAUUCUUGUUGCAAAACAAAGCAAAUGUACAUGCCGAAACACAAACAGGAGAUACAGCAUUAACUCACGCAGCCGAAAAUGGUCACACCGAUGCCGCCGAAGUACUUCUUAGCUAUGGAGCAGAGUUGGAGCAUGAAUCUGAAGGCGGUCGAACACCUUUAAUGAAGGCGUGCCGUGCUGGUCACCUUUGUACUGUCAAAUUCCUAAUUCAAAAAGGGGCAGAUGUUAACAAACAAACAACUAGUAAUGAUCAUACACCCUUAUCCCUGGCUUGCGCCGGCGGUCAUCAAGCUGUUGUGGAGCUUUUGCUUAAAAGUGGGGCCGAUCCCUACCAUAAGCUUAAGGACAAUAGCACAAUGUUGAUUGAAGCAGCAAAAGGUGGCCAUACGCGUGUAGUUGAGUUGCUUUUCAAGUAUCCCCAUCUCAUACAAAACCAUCAGAACGAACUGCAGACUAAUGGAAUUAACAAUGCUGCCAAUAACGCUGGCCAGCUGCAGUUAAUCAACAUCCAACAGCAAAAACAAUUGCAACAACAAUUGCAGCAACAACUGCAGCAGCUUAGCGCUCCACCAGGUUUGCAUGAGGUACCUGAGGCAGUAAGAGUUUCCAACCAACAACUAUUCCACCAGCAACAAUUUCCAUCUGUGGAUUAUUUGGACGAGCCAUUAAUUGCCAAUUCCACGGAAGGUUUUGCCAUCGAUCCGAAUUCCUUAAAUGCUCAGCAGCAAGAGGCCCUAAUUGCAAAGAGCAGGCUAUUUCAUUGUUUCGAACAGGGGUUCGCUCACGGAGUGAGAUCUCAAUCAGGCAUAGUAAACCAACUCAUUAGCAGUAACAACACCCCUGUAACCCAAACUAUAAAUCAAACACAUGCUGGUUCAAGUUCUGUCAAUUGUGGAACUCCAUCCGGAACAUCAACUACCAUCAGCAAUACCAACACAAUCAAGCAGAAGAGUCUAUUACGUAAAAAUCGCCAGCCUCCAGCUCCAUUUGAACUAAAUCUUACAAGCUCUGAAGCUCAGCAAGUGCGAUCACAGCCUCUGGGCGAGGACGAUAUUUCUGCUGGUGUUGUUGGUGUUACUCCUGCAUGUUUGUCAACUGGUACCACUUCGAUAUCUAAUGAUGAAGAGAAACGCAGAAGGCGAAAUAUGAUCAGGGAUUUCACAAAGGUAAAGAUGGUGCGUGACAAUAAAGCGCCCCCUUCUUCAUUACUUCCAUCUUUUGAUGUCACCAGUGCAGGAGUCGGAACAAUUCCAGCUGCACCAGGUGCUAAAGAUGAUCCACCCAAUAUACCAAUGUUGAUUGCCUCAGCCUUGCAAACGGGAAUGAAUAUGACAACCACUCCAGAUGAAUCGACCGCAGUGUCUGAUCUGUUUAAACCAGGAUCAUUGAAUUCUCUUGCACCUUACACCAAUACCUUGCUCGCUCCAACUUCCGGUAUUACGUCUUCAUCGCUUGGUGGCCAAACCAGUAGCAAUAACACAACUACAACAACCACAACUCAAAUUACAACACCAUCGGAAGUGUCCCAAAGUACAGCUAUAAGUGAUAGACCAAAGGUUAAGCCUGUUUCAAAGAAAGAUGGCAAGAACCUGCGUAAAACUGUUUUUCCAGCUCUGUUGCAGCAAAAUCAAAUGGUUUCCAUUUAUAAUAACUUACCAUUGCUGUUGACAUCAGAGUCAAAUAAGAUCGAUAGAAAUCAACAGGCGUUUAUGAGAGGCGUAAUGGCUGCUAAGAUUGAUCAGUAUAAAUUAAAUAAUACUCCAAUGCCUGGAACUCCGUCAACGUCUACUGGUGGCGAAACGGGACCCAUUCCGUACUGCUUGCAGCACAAUUUGAUUGGUUCACAAACUUUGCACGAAGCUCUUCAGGCUGCUUGCUCUCAAGCAUCUUCCUCUAUGGUUCAAUCGAUUGAUUCAAGGGAUAUGCCACCUAACAUAACAUCUGGUUCAUGUGAAUCGAUAAAUUCGAUUGGUUCUUCAUUGGCUAACGAACCCGAGGAUUACAACGUAGGGGUAAAUACUCAAUUCAAAAUGUUACAAAUGGUCGCUGCACAAAUGCCAAACUAUCCAAUGCAGAAGACUAUUCAACGUUUGUUCGUCGAUCAUCCCAAAUCACCAACUGAGUCACCACCAGCCAGCUCUGCGUUCAAUCAAGACUGUAGUGGAAUUGAUGGCAACGAGCCCGGAGGCACAGAAACUAUCAGUGUGUGUGAAGUUGCUUCGACUCCCAGCGUCGGAAGCAAUACUGCAACCAAACGAAGCGCCACUGUCGAAGAGUAUGAAGAGGAUGAAGACGAGGACAUAGAUGAUGAUGACGAUGAAGAAGAUGAUGAGGAUGACGAGGACGAUGAUGAGGACGAUGAAGACGAGGAUGAAGAGGAGGAAAAUGAUGACGAGGAGAACGAGGACGAUGAAGAUGAAGUCGAUGAUGAUGAAGAAGACAUUGAACUGGAUUCGCCAACAAAGAGCCGCAAAUUGUCUCAUCGAUUAGGCAACUUGAUUCUGUCCAAUGUAGCCCUCAAGCCAGAUGAUAUCACACAGGCCUUGUGUGAUUUUCGUCCCGAUCUUCAUGCAACAGAUUUGGUGCAAGUAUUUCCUCAGAUUGGCAACUACAAAUCUGGAACCUUGACAAACCUCCAGCAACAAUUCAGUACACAGCAGGUAUAUUCUCUUGGUGCAGCCACGUUUGCCCAAAAUGAAGACCAUUUUCGCAUGUACGACAACACGGACGAUGAUUGCGAAAUUUACGCCCCCUUGGGAGAGACUUUAGAGCAGUUCAACGCUGAAGACGAUGGCAGUCGUGAUCGAAUCUAUGACAUCACAGUCGAUGAAAUAUUUCAAGUCAUUCACGACCCUUCAUUGCAGGAACUAACAACUAAUUUGAACUGCUCUGAAUUGGCCGAUAUUGGUUUAAAUUCUAUUUGUAAGACACGUUGGAAUGGACAUGCUCAACAUCUACAAUCCGCAGGUUCCACCAACAUGUGUCUUUCGUCUGAAGAAAACGAGCAACAGCGGCAAACCAGUCAGCUGCUUCUUGACUACCAAUUGCAACAGCAGAUUCAGCAAGUUGAAGAUCUACAGAUAUGCAAUCAAUUACAAAAUCAACUUCAACAAACAACUCUCGCACUAACACCGAUUGCUACGGAUUCUGAUUCAAUUGGAAUUCUGGCAUUACCCAAUAGCCAAGUUGAUAUGCAACAACUUCAGCAUCAACAAUCUGCCAAUGGACAAACUCUAUCUCAAACUAUUUUGCAAUCUUCUGGAUCGCAGCAAAUAAUUCAACAACAAACGCAGCAUAUUUUGUCUAGUGAUGCCCAACAACAGACAAACUAUGUUUUUAAUGUCGAUCCAGAGAAGCCUUCUCCUUCACUGCAAUUGCUCUUCCAACUGCCAUCAGUCCAGCAACAGAAGCAACAAAUACAAUCUGCAGCAUCUAUAAUAUCAGCGCAACAGCAAAUGCAGCAACACCAACAGCAACAUCAACAACAACACCAACAACAACAUCAACAACAACAACAGCAUCAGCAACAACAGCAUCAGCAACAGCAGCAACAACAACAUCAGCAACAACAACAACUUCAACACCAGCAGCAACAGCAGCAGCAACAACAACAGCAUAUUCACCAGCAACAACAACAACAACAGCAGCAAUGUAAUACUGUUCAAGAAAUUGGACCGUCUGGAGUUAUUUGUCAACCGGUUGUGCAAACUAACCAAGUGACUCAAACUAAUCUUAUUUUGCAACAACAAGCUGCUUUAGCCCAACAGGUAAUAAAUCAGCAGGUUCUGAAACAAAAGCAACACCAGCAGCAGCAGCAGCUCUUACAAUUCCAACAACAACAACAACAGCAGCAACCACAGUCAUGUUCGCAGCAUACACAGCAGGUUCAAGUGGCUACGCAAACUCAACCAGCAGUUAACAGAAACGCUUCAACAAGUCAAUUUUGUCCUUCUAUUCCGAUAUCUGCUGAUGUUAGUAUUGGCGUCUGCACUAUAACAUCUCAACAGCAGCAACAACAACAACAGCAACAACAGCAGCAGCAACAACAGCAACAACAACAACAUCAACAGCAGCAACAACAACAGCAGCAACAACAACAACAGCAGCAGCAACAAAUUCAGCAACAACAGCAAAUUCAACUGCAACAACAAACUCUUACCACCACAACGAAGUCCUCCGGAGGAAUCGCAAAGAAGGCAAUUGAUAAAGCCUCGCGUAAAGAUCGCAAUCGAUACUCAUUACUUCGUCAAACUCCGGCAGGAAGUCAAGCUAACACCACUACUCAGCAAUACCAACAAGCAGUUACAACUGUAGCUACAACACCCGAUAAAAUAAUCGACGUUGACUCCGAAACUGACUCUAAUCAUGACACUGCCCUUACACUGGCAUGCGCCGGUGGACAUGAAGAGCUAGUUGAACUUCUUAUAAAUCGGGGUGCCAAUAUUGAACAUCGUGAUAAGAAGGGAUUCACACCAUUAAUACUUGCUGCCACCGCUGGUCACGAAAAAGUAGUUGACAUUCUUUUGAAGCAUGGCGCUGAGCUAGAAGCUCAAUCCGAGCGAACAAAAGACACUCCUCUGUCGCUAGCAUGCUCUGGCGGACGGUAUGAGGUAGUUGAACUUUUGCUUAGUGUCAGUGCAAACAAAGAACAUCGAAAUGUGUCAGAUUACACGCCUUUGAGCCUGGCAGCUAGUGGUGGUUACGUGAAUAUCAUAAAACUCUUGCUAAGCAAUGGAGCCGAGAUUAAUUCGCGAACUGGCAGCAAGCUUGGCAUUUCGCCUCUGAUGUUGGCCGCUAUGAACGGUCAUACUGCAGCUGUGAAAUUACUUCUUGAUCAGGGUUCUGAUAUCAAUGCCCAAAUCGAGACAAAUCGAAACACCGCUUUAACCCUUGCAUGCUUUCAAGGACGUCACGAAGUGGUUAGUCUUUUAUUGGAUCGCAAAGCCAAUGUUGAACAUCGGGCUAAAACCGGCCUCACUCCGCUGAUGGAAGCCGCUUCAGGUGGUUACAUUGAUGUAGGUAGAGUCUUGCUCGAUAAAGGCGCCGAUGUAAAUGCAGCCCCAGUUCCGACAUCACGUGAUACAGCUUUAACAAUUGCCGCCGAUAAAGGUCAUUUGAAAUUCGUUGAACUGCUUUUGUCUCGUGGUGCUUCCGUUGAAGUGAAGAACAAAAAAGGAAACUCUCCGCUUUGGUUGGCAGCUCACGGAGGUCAUCUAAGUGUAGUUGAAAUAUUGUAUAACCACAAUGCCGAUAUCGACUCACAAGACAACCGCAGAGUAUCAUGCUUAAUGGCUGCGUUUCGCAAGGGACACACCAAAGUGGUCAAGUGGAUGGUUCAAUAUGUAACGCAAUUCCCUUCUGACCAAGAAAUGAAUCGCUUCAUUAGCACCAUAAGUGAUAAAGAAUUGUUGGAGAAAUGUUACGAUUGUGUUAACAUUAUUCGAGCUGCAAAAGAAGCUCAGGCAGUUAAGGCAAACAAGAACGCGUCAAUUUUGCUGGAAGAACUUGAUAUGGAACGUACUAGAGAAGAAAGCCGUCGGGCCGCAGCUGCUCGCCGACGAGAACGCAAAAAGAAGAAGAAAAUGGAGAAGAAAGAAGAAAAACGAAGACUUCUCGAGGGUUCAAAUGGGAACGAGAAUGCCGGCGAGGGCUGUGAUAAAGACUCUGAUAAAGAGGACGAUAGUGAUAAAGAAGAUGAAGCUGCUGAUGAAGAAGACGACGUUGUAAACCAUAAUCCUUAUCGCGAAGAAGGUGAUUCUGGAAUCGAUCAGGGUUCCUGCUCCAGCACUGACCUCAAAGCAGCAAAUUCUCAACCUGAUAAAAGCAACAAGAACAAAAACAAAAAGAAGAAGAACGCCAAUCGUAAUUCGAACAGCCCCACACCAAACCCCGGUCCGAGUGGUGGUAGCCAAAAUGGUGAUGAACCACUGCCGACAAGAAAGAAGAAGGAGGAAGCACCUGCUGCAUCUACAAGCAAUAAACACAAAAAAGCUGCUGAUCCUCCUACUGCCACUAAAAUCGUAGAAUCCAAACUUCCGAAAGUAGUACAGCAGCAAACCCCGGCGCAAUCACAUGUUGCUCCUGAGGUGCCUGAAAAGCCAUCUUCGAACAAGAGAGAGGAGAAUAAACGCAAAGAAGCAAAGGAUUCCCUUAAGCAGCGUGAAAAAGAGAAUCUGGCUCCUAAGGAUGAGGCGGUAAUCAGCCAACAAGCACCAUCUACCCGUAAACACUCUGAUAAAAAGCCGAUCGCCGCAACCGAUGCAAGCGUGUCCUCACAUAAUACUGUCACAGUAGCUGCCAGCGGCAUUUCAGCCCAAAAGCAACAUGGUAAUUCGGCAGAAGGAAGCGGCCGCAAGUCGAUGAUAUUUUCAUCCCGUCACGUGAAUGCUGCGGGCUCUGAAAAAGACGAUACUGCACAUAGCCAGAAGUCGCACCGAGUUGGUGGUAGUGCCCAGCACGAAGAACAACACUCUACGUCUAAAGUGAGCCCCCUAAAACCGCAGACAGGAUCGACAAGCAGUGGUAGUGUUGCUGCAAAGCGGGGAGAAGAUGGUUGGAAGGAAGUUGUACGUAAGAGUUCCACUCAACAGCAAACUUCUUCAAAUUCCUCGUCUACUCCCUCGUCCGUCCCAACUGAGAUGACAUGCAAGAAAGUCCAAGUUCCUGUUAAUGCUAUAUCACGAGUAAUUGGCCGUGCAGGCAGCAACAUCAAUGCUAUUCGUGCCACAACUGGGGCACAUAUCGAAGUGGAAAAGCAAGGAAAAAACCAAUCGGAGAGAAGCAUUACAAUCAAAGGUCUCCACGAUGCUACAAAACAAGCUCACAUGCUUAUUUCAGCUUUGAUCAAAGAUCCAGACGUAGAUAUACUUCAGAUGCUGCCACGAAUCAAUCCAAAUAUUAAACCGCUUCCAUUGGUGGUUAAUUCUUGGGACAAAAACACCCCACUGACGCAAUCAUCCUCUAGCAGCACGUUUAGUGGAAGUUCUUCGGUAACAACCACAUCUUCGAUGUCAUACGCCGCAAAGCACGGCACUUCUUCUACAAAGUCUACAUCCUUAUCGUCGCAGGCAAGCAGCACCUCAAGCAAAUCUGCAACCUCAGUAUUCUCGCAGCAAUCAACAACAAAGACUUCGAGCAGUUCAGCAACAGUAGUUAGUUCCUCCCGUUCGCAACCAGGUGGGGUUCCCGCAAAGGGAUUCUGCUUCCAACAAAAUCCUCGUGUUUCAAGCUCUUCAUCAUCUAGCACUUCAUCCACUCAAAAAUCUCGAAAUGUUACUUCGAGCGAUUCCUUGUCGAGCGCCACAAAGACGACAACCACAUACACCAAUGUCAUAAUGUCGCAAAGAAAUGUCGUGUCCAAGAAUCAGAUCCCUACCCAGGUACUAACUCAACCUUUUGCUAGUGCAGCAGCUGCAGCUAGCGGUGGCCAGACGUUUGCCGCCAAGCUCACUUCUAGCAAUAAUCACAACACCAGUGGUGGAGAAAAACGAUCCGGAUCAGGAGUUGCUAACCCUCAACAAAUAGCAUCUAACCUAUUGAACAUGAUGUCCAGCUCGUACCAUAGUUCACCAAAGAAGAACGCAAGUAAGGCUCCAACAAAUAAUUCGAACAGUAUGAAUAAUCUCAACACCCUGGCUGGUCCAAUUGGUACGUUUAAUGUAGCCGAGGCUGCUGUUAGCAUGGCAGUGGCCGCCAGUGCAGCGCAGCAGGCACAGUCACAGGCCCCAGUCCGUUCCGUAACCCCUAUAGGGCAACAAGCAAUUGUGGCUAGUUCACAAGCAUUAACAACUCAACGAAACACUUCCCCAUCGCCAGUUAUGAUAUCGAUUCAGUCGCAUGUGCCUGUUGCUGCAACUGGUUCAAUGACAACACCUGCUUCGCAAGUUGCAACAAGUGUCUCCGUUAAGACUCCAGCUAUUGUCCCGCCAUUACAGUCGAAAAUAGGCAGCGAGUACUCACUGUUCAAUGACACUUAUCAGAACCAAUGGGAGAACAAACCAAUGUACAAUUCUACCAAUAGUGAUUCAAUUCCCAAGGCUGAUGCCUCGAAGGCACCUGGCUAUAAUCGGGGCAACGUUAUAAGUUCUCCAGUGAGCUCGAAAGCAUCAAGCAACUCGACAUCUCCACCCGGCAAUUCUGUGAUUGCCGUUCAACCAACAAACCUAAAUAUUCUGCCAGUAUCAGUAAGUGCCACAUCCCCAGGCAAUGGAGUUGUUUCCUCAAUUGCGGGGGCUGUUGUAAGUGGCCAACAACAACAACAGCAACAACAGCAGCAGCAGCAGCAACAAUCUUUGUCGAUUGUCUCCUCGAUGCCUACCAUCACAACAUCAACUUCUAUUAACGUUGUUAAUGAAAGCGAGUUGUCUAGCGUCCUAAAACCAAUAGUAGGCAGUGGUCAAAGCCUGGGAGGGUCAGUUGUUCAACCGGCUAUAGCUCCUCCUCCAAGUGGCUUAGCCAUUCAAAGACCAACCGGUGGCCAGCAACAUCGACCAGCUACAUCUCAAAUAGAGACGCCAGUUAUGAAUUUCGGUCCCAUAGGAUCUAAUUCAAACCGAAACGCUCCAGGAGCUGUAGGGGAUCAUGUACAAGGUUCAUCUUCUGCCAGCAGAUACUACGACCAGAUGGCACAAUCAAAUCUGUCACACCAAAUGAACUUCAACGUGGAUUCGUUAAUGCCAGGUUACCAUAUGGGCACUGGUGGGAGUGGUGGUAAUGGAGCAUCGGCGCCAUCAAUGGGCGGGCCUGCUACUGGCCCCAUGAACAAUUCUUCUAAUCCAUUGCACAUGUCACGCUUGAAUCCUCGCGCAUCGGUGUUCUCCCAGCCUAAUAAAUCAAAUCAACAGCUAGGCGGAGGCGCUAGUGGAGGAAGUAUGUUCCAUCAGAAUAUUGCCAAUAUGGUUAUUGGUGGAGGUUACAACAGUGGAGGGCAAAAGCAGUUGGGUGGUUUAACAGCCGCUCCAGGUCGCCCCCAGUCACAACCCCAAUCUGGAGCAGCUGGACGCUGGUAUCCACAGAACGAUUAUAGCGGUUAUAUGCCGUCGACGGCAAGGGAAUUGCUUAAUCUAGAAAACGGCUUACCCAAUGCCAUGGGUGGUGUUACAAGUGGAUCGCCAGCUGCCAUGUCCCCCAACAAUCCAAAUCUUCAAGCUUCGCAAGGAAAUGGUUUGAUGACCCAGCAAAUGAACCAACAACAGCCGCCCCCAAAUAUGCAAGGCAACAACGAUGACAUGAGAAAAAUGCCACGGCCCAUAGGCACGGAGCGUGCUUCAUGGAAAUACAAUAACUAUCCGAACAUGAAUUCAGCUGGAAUCAAUAGUGGAGUUUCAUUAGAUGCAGAUCCAAAUACUGCAUCGGCUAGUGGUGGCAAUCCGGUAGCUAUGGGCGGUCCAAUGCCACCAUGGAUGAUGGAUAAGUCACAAAACCAACAACAGCAGCAACAGCCUCCAUCGGCCAUGAAUCAUCCUCAAAAUAAUUGGAUGAAGUCGCAAUACCGAUAUUAUGCAGGUGUUGGGGAUUAUCAUCAGCAAGAUCAGUUCCAUAUUAUGGAUUAUCAUACAACUGUGCCUCCCCCGACUGUUAAUCAGGCUCAGCCAAUGAAUCUUAUCCCAACAUUUCAAUAUCCGCAUUAUGUUGGACACUCGGAUCUAAACCAGAUGCCGGAUAAAAUCGAAUUAUGGGAUCAUCACGAUAAAAAUACAUGGCCCUCUAAUUGGACUAAUUAAUCAACCAACCGAAAUAAUCUAAAGAGAAAAUAAGCAGACAGAAGCAACUAAAAUGUCCUCCUUGAUCACCGAAAAAUACGAAAAAUAAUAUUCGAAAUAUUAUCAAAACUUUGCAAAAAUCAAUUAUUCGUUGAUCUUAUUUGUUUUGUUUUCUAUAUUGAUUUAAAUGUUUUCUUAAAACAAGCAACAAAACAAAAACAAAAAAACACACACAUUUCACCCGCGCUGCUUACCUUGCAAAAGAAUUAUUAAUUUAUGCAAUUAAUUUUAGCAAGAAGCAACAUUUAUUUAUACACACAAUAUUUUUUUUUCUUUCUAUUAAUAAUAAUUUACCCUUAUCUCUUUAUUUUUUGUUUUCCUACUUUAUUUUUGUUUUGUUUUUACUUUCGAAAAAAUUCAGAGAAAACAAAGUAAAUUCAAUGAUAAUUCUUAAAAAUCAUAGAUUUUAGGUUCAUACAUAUAUAAAAAUAAUCAUACGAAUAAUAUUAAAUGCUAUGCAUCAAUAAUUUCAAUAAUUCAACAAAAAUGAAACAAAGCAAAAAAUAAAACAAACAAAACAUGAAUUAUAAACAUAAAGCAAAAUGAAAACAUGUAUCUAUAUUUUAAGCAGGAUUUUUCUUUAUUAUUCUAAAUAUAUAUAUAAAAUAUUCAAAGGAAAAGCAUAAACAAUGAGCAUUAAUGAAUUAAUCUCAAUUGAUUAUUGUAUUUUAUUUCAAUUUACAAAAAAAAAGAAACAAAGAAACAACUUAAAAAAAAAAAAACAAUGAAGAACCUAAAACCAGAAACAAUUAGAGACAAGGCCAUUGUCACGAGGAUCCUGUCAUCACACCACAAGUCGGAACGGAGAAACCAACACCUCCUUUAAUCCCCCUUUCAGCAACUUUAAUUUGGAAUGAAACUAAUAAAAUCUUACUAAGCAUAAUUGUUAAAUGAAACAAACAACAAACAAACAAAACUAUUGCUUUCAGAAUUUAAGAAUUUUGUAAGGACGUUAAACUAAACAAAAUAAAAAGAACACGUUUGGCACAAAAUUGUUCGGUUAAAAAAUUUGGAGUGCAAGUCCGCAGAAAAUAUAAAAUAUUAUAUUCAAAUAUAAAUCAAAUAAAUAAAAUGCAGAAUUAACAAGUAAAUAUAAUUCUACAGUUAAUUGAAAAGUUUAAAAAAAAUCACUUAAAGAAAAACUUAGAAAGACGAAGUUAAUGGAGAAAAUGAAUCUACACACUUACACUUCUAUUAUUUACAAUAAUAAUUCAUAAAAUAUUAUAUUGCUUAUAUUCGUCAGAGUGACUAAAAAAAAAAAACAAAAGUUAAAAGCGAAAUGAUUUAAAAAUUGGGAGGAGCAGAGAAUGAAUGCACCACACUUAGAUCCCACCAACAAAUCUGAAUCGGCUAAUUUGUUUUUCCUCCAUUGAUUGCCAUUUAUGUAUAUCGAUCUAAACAUCAUUCUCUUCUCACAUAAUCUCAUAAGAUAGAAAUUAAAAAAAAAAUAUAUAAACAAUUUUAGCAUAAAAUAGUUCACACCGCAGACAAUUUUGUUCAUCAUAUCUCUUUUGGUAAACAAAUAACUACGCUAGCAACUUCUGGGAAAUUGGGCAUCUUGAUUGUUGCUUUUGUAGUUUUUGUUUAACAAAUAAUUGAAUGCUGAAUUUUAUUUUACUUUUUCUUUUUUUCAACCAACUCAGAGUUUGGUUUGAAGAAAUAAAACAUUUUAUCUUAGAACUAUCAAAAUGAAAUUUAAGAAAAAAUAAAAAAAAAACUUAUUAAAAUUGCUAUUUGGACUUAAAAUAAAAAAAUAAAACAAAUAAAAACAAAACAUUUUUAAAAUGUAUUAUUUUUUAAAAUUAUUACUAUAAUCAUCGCUAUAAAAAUAGAUAUUUAGCCUCUAAAAGAACAUUAAAAAAAUAUAUAUAUAAACAUAAAUACAAAAUCAACUUUUAACCUAAUUAUGAAUGUAAGUUAAUUUACAACAAAUUAAAUAAAAGAAACUAAAAAGAAAAGAAAUUUUUCUGAUGGUGAUUUUGUGCAUUGCAUGCAUCUUCUAUACAUUUACCGCGCAUAGGUGUCACUUUAGCGAUAUAACAUUAAAACAAAAUUAGCUGACAAACUAAAUGCAAAGCAGAUAUUUUAAAAACAAACAAGAAAACAUUUAACUGGUAUGUAAUACAGAUCGUAUACUCUCAUUUUGGCUUGCAUACACAAGAAAAACAAUUCAAUUUAUUCAAAAACACACAACAAAACAUACUUUUGUUGAAUUAAACAAACAAACAAACAAAACAAAAAAAAAAACGUUUACUAUUAUUAAUAUUAUUAUUUUUUAAUUAUAACCUUAUAAAUAUAUAUAUACAUACAUAAAUAUAUUCAACAAGCAUACUUCAAAACUGAAUAGAAUCAAUUCAAACCGAUGAAUUCAAAAAGAAAAACAACAAAAAUAAAUUCAAACAAAAAGCAAAAAGAAAUGAAUUAAACAGAAAAUUAUAUAAAUAUACUAUUAUUAAUACUAUAAUUAAUGAAAAUGCAUACAUAACAAAAAUAUACAUUAAACGUAUAUGUUAUAUUAAAUAGAAAUAUUAUUAUUACAAUUAUUGCUGUAUGAGAACCUUACGGACAUAUUAUUAAUUAUUAUAUUAUUAAAAUAUGAAUAAAAACAUAA